AUGCGCCACGAGUUCGAGAAGCGGCGCCAGCCCGACCGCUGUGGCACAGGCUUCCGCUCCACCGUGUGGCUCAACUGGGACUGCUGUGGCCUCGUCUGCGCCGCCAUCUCGUGGUUCCUCGUCGUCUACGCCGAGGCGUCGUCGCUCGUGCCCUGGAUGGGCGCCAGCCUGCUUGGCCUAUUGCACAUCUCUGUCUUUACGCUGCUGUGCUUUAUGGCGCUCGUCUCGCAUGGCAAAGGUACAUCAUAA
Messenger RNA from Saprolegnia parasitica CBS 223.65, 249 nucleotides. RefSeq lists its product as hypothetical. Lineage: Eukaryota; Oomycota; Saprolegniomycetes; Saprolegniales; Saprolegniaceae. The record is from RefSeq and is a predicted model, not a curated record. The transcript is spliced from 2 exons. The coding region runs from base 1 to 249 and encodes 82 amino acids.